Molecule: messenger RNA, 2460 nt
Organism: Capsella rubella
Lineage: Eukaryota; Viridiplantae; Streptophyta; Magnoliopsida; Brassicales; Brassicaceae
Product: neurofilament medium polypeptide-like
Exons: 6
Coding region: 1-2460 (819 amino acids)
Biological process (GO): protein desumoylation
Cellular component (GO): nucleus
Molecular function (GO): deSUMOylase activity
Source: RefSeq, a predicted model, not a curated record
AUGGCUUCAGAACAAGCAAUGCGUUAUCCACGAAGACUUUACGAAGAAGGGAUGUCUAGGCUCAAGAAUAAAGAUUCAACUCCAUCAGAGAAGUUUGAACCUUCAGUUGACUACAAACAACUCUUAACAGAAGAAUUGAAAGUGCCUGGUGGGGAAGGUCCAACAUAUGAUGAGCUACUUAGAGGACUAUCAGUGUGCCAAAAAUGGUCUGUAAAGAAGCGCAAAUGGUUGGGGCUAUUGAUUAUUCUAGCCAUUGCACUUUAUUGCGUGCAUAAUAACUCAAGGAUACCAUUUGAAGCUGCAAAAAGAGUUCUUGAUGAUGAAUCCAUGCAAACUUAUCCAUGGGGUCGGGUAGCAUUUGAGACUCUCGUCGAUAAUAUAAAGUGCUUCAAUCCUUCAGGUAAGACGUACACCCUUGGUGGGCCGGUUUACGUGUUACAAGCUUGGGCAUAUGAUUCAAUAAAAUGCUUAGGAGAGCGAUAUGGGAAUUUAGUCGACAAUGAAGAGAUCCCGUUGCUUCGAUGGCGUGGAACCCGUACACGUGCAUCAUUCGAUGAGGCCAUUGCUGAAGAUAUCAGAAAGUAUGGUGAGGUGCGUGUGAGUAAAAUGGUGAUGAAGGGUGAUGUAAGUGAGUUAUUUCAUACGUGGCCAAAUCAAGAAGAAGAAGACUCAGAACUUUCCAACUUGGUCAAUGACAUACAUAAGGAUGUGUUUAUUAAAGGUCUUUGGGAUGUUAAAGCAAAUGAGAAGAAGAAAGCUGGAAAUGUUAUAGCAGCGGUUGAGUCUGAAUCUCCUGCUAAGAAGCAGAAAGUUGAGAGGGUGUUGAUUCUGGCUAAUAGUGAGGAGGACGAUAGUGGUGAAAAGUCGUCAAUUAAAUUACUCCUGGAUAUGGUGUCUACCAUGAACUCAAGGCCGGUUACCUUUGACGUUAAGUUGCAAAAUGUUGAUGAUAAGUUGCAAAAUGUUGAUGAUAAGUUCAAAAAUGUUGAUGAAGAAUUUAGUAAGAUGAAAGACAUCAUUUCCAUCCUUGCCAAAAGUGGAGGCCUAGCUGGUCUCAUGAGUGGCAAAAAGAUUCCUGAGAGCGAACCAUUACCAAUCCAGACCAUCCCCAAUAUCAGAAUUAGGGAUGCUUUUGAGAGAAAAACAGAACAACAGACACCUGAAUUUCAACGGAAAACGUCAAGCCGAGACUACUCUGUUACUAGUCCCCCGAAAACGCGGCCUUUGACGAGGAAUUUAGAGGCACAACAGAGGAAAGAAGCAGAGGCACAAAAGAGGAAAGAGGAGGGACAUAAAAGGAAAGAGGAGGCACAAAAAAAGAAAGAAGAUGCACAAAAGAAAAAAGAAGCAGAUGCUCAGAACAGGAAAGAAGUAGAGGAAAAGAAGAGGGCAGAAGCUGAAGCAAAGAGAAAAGAGGAGACAAAGAGGAGAGGUAGAAAGCCUAAAGAUGUGAAGCAGCUCAAAGUAAAUGUUCCUUCUGAUCUAGUGGAAGAUGUUCAGGAAAGUGUUGGUAAGAUUCCUACUAUGAGGCUAAAAAUCCCAAAGGAAGAAAAGACAGAGGUUAAGGAGGUUGAGGAAAACAAAGAGGUUAAGGAGGUUGAGGAAAAGAAAGAGGACAACAAAGCGGCUGACAUUGAUUUAGAGGAUAUCACAGAUAAUAAUCCUUUUGAUACUUUCGAAGUCUUACCUGAAUCUGAUGAUGAUGAAGAAGAAAAGAUUAGGAAUGAAAGGAUUAAAGCUAUAAGAACAGCAAAUUUGAAGUUUGCUACUGAUGGGAGUUCAUUGUAUCUACGGCAUUUGGGUGCUUAUAUGAGACUCCUCAGGAAACGGUCCAUGGAAGAGCCCUCCCCAUACCACACUAAAUGCAUUGCGUUUAUAGACCCGUGUUUUUCUGCUUUACUCAUUCAGGAUCAUAAUGAAACAUUCAUUACUAGACCAAAAAGGUUUAAAUUCAAUGGACCCUAUGAGGACAUUGUGAAUGGGAAAAUGCCGCAAGAUCAGCCCACAGGUCUGAUGUGGAUACAAGAUGUGGAUGUAGUGUAUUUUGUUAUACAAACCGAAGGUGAUCAUUGGGUGGCGCUAGAAGUGAACCUGAUUAAGAGCCAUAUUGAUGUAUAUGAUAGCAUUGUGGGACACGUAACACCUGAAAGUGAAGCUAGAAUCAUGAAGUUUGUUAAGCCGUUUGCGCGUAUGAUUCCAGAAAUGCUGAACGCAAUAGUCCCUCCCUCACUCCGUGCACAUAGUUCCAAGAUGUUUUCCUUCAGAAGGAGGAGUGUCUCGAAGGUCCCUCAAAACAGAGACCCGGGUGACUGUGGCGUGUACGCUCUUAAAUAUUUGGAAUGCCUAGCGCUUGGUGUAAGUUUCGAUGGCCUAUGUGAUUCAAAUAUGCAGGCUAUAUGGCUAAAGAUGGCCGCAUACAUUAUGGUUGAAGCUCUGAAUAUGUAUGACCUGUUUAUGUAA